Dracunculus medinensis (Guinea worm) is the source of this 1206-nucleotide messenger RNA. Lineage: Eukaryota; Metazoa; Nematoda; Chromadorea; Rhabditida; Dracunculidae. The record is from the annotation of a GenBank genome assembly.
AUGAAGGUAACAUUUAUUCAUCCGAAUUUGGGUAUUGGCGGUGCAGAACGCCUUAUUUUAGAUGCAGCAAUUGCUAUGAAAAUUAAUGGACAUGAAGUGGAAAUUGUUACGAAUCAUUAUCGUGAAGAUCACUGCUUCGAAGAAUCCAAACAGUUUUCGAUUCGGACUUUUGAUAUUUUUCCUCAGUCAUUUGGUGGAUAUGCAGUCGCAUUUUGUGCUUAUAUUCGCAUGUGUAUUGCCGCUUUCUACGUUUGCAUUUCAAUGGAACAAGAUAUAAUCUUUUGCGAUUCGAUAUCUGUCUGUCUUUUGGUUUUUCGCUUAUUUCGCCUUUUUGGUUUGUGUAAGGCGAAGCUUCUUUUUUAUUGUCAUUUUCCGGAUCAGUUGCUAACGGAACGGCGCAAUAUUUUUAAAACGAUAUAUCGGUGUUUCAUUGAUCAUACUGAGGCAUGGACAAUAACUUUAGCUGAUGUAAUUUGCGUGAACAGUAUUUUUACGAAAAAUGUUGUAUUAAAGACGUUUCCAACGCUUAACAAUCGAACAUUGCACGUAUUAUAUCCUUCAUUAAAUACCAAAUUUUUCGAUGAUUCGCCGUCGAUUAUUAUUGAUGGGUUACCUGAACAAAUUAAAUAUUUGUUUGUUUCAAUUAAUCGCUAUGAAAGAAAGAAAAAUAUCGGGCUUGCACUGGAAGCGUUUGCUGAAUUAAAGAAGUUGAUUGAUGAAAAACUAUAUAGCCAAUGUUUUUUGGUCAUUGCUGGCGGAUUUGAUAGGGAAAAUGAGGAAAAUUUGCUGUAUCAUCGCGAGUUGAAAGAAUAUGGAGUUGAAUUGCAAAUAUCUACAAAGCAAAUUAUGUUUCUGCGUUCACCUGCCGAUGAGGUGAAAGUGGAAUUGUUAAAACGAGCUAGCGCAGUAUUAUAUACUCCUGAAAACGAACAUUUUGGCAUUGUACCAAUUGAAGCGAUGUAUAUGAAGUGUUGUGUUAUUGCUGUGAAUUCUGGAGGUCCAAUGGAAUCAAUUAUUAAUGGUGAAACUGGGUUUUUAGUCGAAUCAAAUGCGAAAGCAUUCGCAGAUAAAAUGGCUCUUUUGGUUAAAGGAAUUAUAAAUAGUAACGAAAUGGGUUACGCUGGUCAUCAACGAGUUCUUUCUAAAUUUACAAUUGAUAGCUUUGCAAGUCAACUUGCGAAUAUUGUGAAUAAUAUUAAUAAAUAA